AAAACCCGCCUCUCUCACCCGCCGCGAGCCGAGUUCGCGCUAGGGUUUCCUCGCUCCCUGCCGCCGCCGCCUCCUAGCCGCACGCAGCCGCCGCAGCAGCGCGUCCCUCCCUCGUUCUCGGCCAUGGCGGAGGUGGAGCAGCAGCAGCAGGAUGUGAAGCUCUUCAACCGCUGGACCUUUGAAGAUGUCCAGGUGAACGAUAUCUCGCUGAACGACUACCUGGCGGUGUCGUCGACGAAGCACGCGACGUACCUGCCGCACACCGCGGGGCGCUACUCGAAGAAGCGUUUCCGCAAGGCGCAGUGCCCCAUCGUCGAGCGCCUCACCAACUCGCUCAUGAUGCACGGCCGCAACAACGGCAAGAAGGUCAUGGCCGUCCGCAUCAUCAAGCACACCCUGGAGAUCAUUCACCUGCUCACCGACGCCAACCCCAUCCAGGUCGUCGUCGACGCUAUUAUCAACAGUGGGCCACGUGAGGAUGCCACCCGAAUUGGUUCUGCUGGUGUUGUGAGGAGGCAGGCUGUUGAUAUCUCGCCCCUGAGGAGGGUGAACCAGGCCAUCUACCUCCUAACCACUGGAGCCCGGGAGAGUGCUUUCAGGAACAUCAAGACCAUUGCUGAAUGCCUUGCAGAUGAGUUGAUCAAUGCUGCUAAGGGCUCAUCCAACAGCUAUGCCAUAAAGAAGAAGGAUGAGAUUGAGCGUGUUGCCAAGGCCAACCGUUGAGUGAAGCUUGUGUAUCGUGGUGCAAUGGAGUCCUUGUUAUAUCGUUGGCAGUUGUUUUGGUUGUUUUACCUGAUGUUUAGACAUUUUGAGACCUAGCUAAGGUUUUGCUUUGAAUGAACAAUGGAAAAUACUGAGAGAUGUAGUUGUUUGGGGGCAGAAAUGCCAUGUGCCUGAUUUAUUGAAUACCAGCUCUUGUUCUUAUAAGCUUGAAUUCUUUGAUGCA
Molecule: messenger RNA, 946 nt
Organism: Panicum virgatum (switchgrass)
Lineage: Eukaryota; Viridiplantae; Streptophyta; Magnoliopsida; Poales; Poaceae
Product: 40S ribosomal protein S5-like
Exons: 4
Coding region: 124-723 (199 amino acids)
Biological process (GO): ribosomal small subunit assembly; translation
Cellular component (GO): cytosolic small ribosomal subunit; ribosome
Molecular function (GO): mRNA binding; rRNA binding; structural constituent of ribosome
Source: RefSeq, a predicted model, not a curated record